Molecule: messenger RNA, 417 nt
Organism: Arachis stenosperma
Lineage: Eukaryota; Viridiplantae; Streptophyta; Magnoliopsida; Fabales; Fabaceae
Exons: 2
Coding region: 1-417 (138 amino acids)
Source: RefSeq, a predicted model, not a curated record
AUGUCGUUUGGACUAACUAAUGCUCCUGCAAUUUUCAUGGAUUACACGAAUCGUAUUUUCCAUACGUACCUUGAUCAGUUCAUAGUAGUUUUCAUAGACGAUAUUCUCAUCUAUUCGAAGACUGAAAGAGAGCAUGAAGAGCAUCUAAGGACUGGAGGAAUUGCAGUGGAUCCUUCAAAAAUUAAAGCAGUAGUGCAGUGGGAACCACCUACGACCAUUACAGAAGUUCGGAGUUUUCUCAGACUUGCUGGCUAUUACCGGAGGUUCAUCAAAGGAUUUUCACAGAUAGCCUUACCUUUGACUUACCUUACACGAAAGGAAGUUCCAUUUAUCUGGACGGCGGAGUGUGAUAGAAGUUUCAAGAUGCUUAAGGAAAAGCUAACAACUGCACCUGUAUUAGUACUACCCAAUCCAUAG